This is a messenger RNA of Arachis ipaensis, 576 nucleotides long. RefSeq lists its product as uncharacterized. Lineage: Eukaryota; Viridiplantae; Streptophyta; Magnoliopsida; Fabales; Fabaceae. The record is from RefSeq and is a predicted model, not a curated record.
AUGGAGCGUUUGUCUACUGCCUUCGAACUACCCCGCGACCUUUGGUUAGCCAUAGCCAUUAAAGUCGCGACAAACUUCAUCGAGGACCUGUGCAGGUUCCGUAUGACGUGUUGCAUUGCGCGCGAUGUAGGCGACGAGGAUACUGUGCUCAGGAUGGUUGCCAUACCACCCCCACAUGAGAUGAAUUGGUGGUGGAUACGGGACCUGGUAGGGCGAAGUUUUUUCAAGAGGUGCUUUGAGAUUGGUCACCCAGAGCUUCUGUUUCGGGAGGCGCUGCGGGAGCUCUACAUACGAUGUAACCACGCCAUCGGAUGGGAAAUGCUGCAGAAUACAGCAAGCAAUGGGUUGGACGCUGCCAAGUACGCACUUUUAAUGGAGUUGCUCAUCCGGACGGACGACAGCGUGGCAAAAAAAAAAGGCUUGGAACUAUUUCGCACGCUCGAAGCGGGUGGCUUACUCCCCGCAUGUUACUCGAGUUGCUUCGCGGUCCUCACAAUUUCUUUGCCAGAUGAAGUCCAAUUGCCGGAAAAGGGAGAAGAACAUAUGGUCUGUGACUCGACCAGAUGCUUGACCUGA